Molecule: messenger RNA, 425 nt
Organism: Zea mays
Lineage: Eukaryota; Viridiplantae; Streptophyta; Magnoliopsida; Poales; Poaceae
Product: BEACH domain-containing protein B
Exons: 3
Coding region: 21-410 (129 amino acids)
Source: RefSeq, a predicted model, not a curated record
ACGGAUCUCACUACUCUAGCAUGGGAAUCGUUCUUCAUUACAUGCUUAGGCUCGAGCCAUUUACAUCUCUGUAUCUAAAUUUUCAGGGUGGCAAGUUUGACCAUGCAGAUCGUUUGUUCCAAAGCAUUGAGAGCGCUUACAUAAAUAGCUUAUCAAAUACAAGUGACGUCAAAGAGCUUAUUCCAGAAUUCUUUUACAUGCCCGAGUUUCUUGAAAAUUCAAAUUCAUAUCAUCUUGGUGUCAAGCAGGAUGGGGAACCUAUAGGCGAUGUUGCUCUCCCUCCAUGGGCAAAGGAUGAUAACUCAAGUGAUGAGUUUGACAAAGAUUCUAUUGAGAGUGAUGAUAGAUCUCUUGAAGAGCUAAGCUGGGAGACACUGGAACUUCUUGUGGUACCUCAUAUAUUCAGGUAAGCAAAAUUUUAUUAU